Heterocephalus glaber (naked mole-rat) is the source of this 1385-nucleotide messenger RNA. RefSeq names its product transcription elongation factor A like 9 (gene Tceal9). The record is from RefSeq and is a predicted model, not a curated record. NCBI's taxonomy places the organism in Eukaryota, Metazoa, Chordata, Mammalia, Rodentia, Bathyergidae.
ACCUGACCUCACUGCUGACGUAGAUCUCAUGUGACCACAAGUCGACGUGUGCAGAAGUCCUGCUAGUCUGGUCCUUGUUCCCGUGUGGGUACCAGCUUCCUUCAGCAGUACCGGCGGCUCUGCCUGAGGCCAGGGAAAGGAGGAAGUUUAUCAGCAUUUUACAGAAAUAAUUGCAUUCAAAGGGGAAUACACAGGAAAAAAGAAAAAAAGAAGAAGGAAGGAAGGAAGAAGGAAAGCAGAUAAAAGAUGAAAUCCUGUCAAAAAAUUGAAGAAAAACCAGAAAAUGAGAAUGAGCCAAAGUUUGAGGAAGAACCAAAGCCUGAGGAAAAGCCAGAGGAGGACAAAGAACCAGAAGAAGAAAAUGCAGAAAAAACUUUUAGAGAAAGGUUGAUUCAAUCUAUCCAGGAAUUUAAAGAAGAUAUACACAACAGGCACUUAAGCAGUGAAGAUAAGUUUAGAGAAGUGGAUGAAAUAGAUGAGAUAAGGAGAGUAAGAAACAAACUUACAGUGAUGCGUUGGAAGGUUAAUCGAAGUCAUCCUUAUCCCUAUUUAAUGUAGUUUAGUUUGAUUUCUGUGUUAUUUGAUAUUAACAUUGACAUAUACCUUUUCAUUAGCAUUUUAUUAAUAUAUCUUUGUCUUUCUACUUUAGCCUGUUAUUUUUAGUGGUUUUAGAUGUAUCUCUUGUUAUCUGCAUCUCAUUGUUUAUUGUAUUUUGAGCCAAUCUACAAGUCUUUAUCUUUUUAAAGUUGUUUAUUAGUACAUGUUUGCAGUACAUAAUGAUUACAUUCAUUGUGGUGAGUUGGUACAUGAACAUAACAUAUCUUAAUUCUCUUUACAUCCCCUUACCAUCCCUCCUCCCUCUCUUUUGUUUUUAGUAUGAAAACCUUACUCUUUUAUAAAAGAAAAAUGUUCCUAAUGUGAUACAAAAUGAAAAAAGAUUACUAAAUUGGUCAGUCAUAUGUUAAUACGGUAUUUUUGAAAGGUAAAGAUACAUUUGUAUGCAACAUAUAUAGAUAUGAAAACUUGUGAAGAAUGAAAGACAAAAUGUACAGUCAUUGAUGGGAAGACAAAAUGUACAGUCUCAGUGGUGAGAUUAUGAAUGAUUUUUCUUCUGUUUGUAUUUUCCACAUUCUUAAAAUGAACACACAUUAUUGCUGUUAAAAUAAUAAAUGUUUUAUAACUAAAAAAGGAGCAACCAACAGUACUUAGCAGCUUAUUUCUGAAAGUACUGGAGCACUUAUUACUUAAUAUUAUAAGCAAAUGUAAAAUUCAAAGUGCCACCAAACCAUUUAGCUAGACUGAAUUUUACAUCUCUUCUCGUCUGUAAAAUAAGCAUCAUAAUCUCACAGAAAUAUCAUGGAGGUCAAAUAAAUGAUUGAGAGCUA